GACUCGCAGAACCGGCUGAGCAGCCGGGGCGCGGCGCAAGGAGCUCGCGGGCCGGUGGGCGGCGCAGCGCGGAGGGGACGAGCUCGGGGCCCGGCGCCAGGCCAGCUGCCGCCGCCUCAGCAUGGAGAGCCCUGCUAGCCCCAGCACCGGAGCACUGCCCUACUAUGUGGCUUUCUCCCAGCUGCUGGGCCUGACUGUGGUGGCUGUGACUGGUGCUUGGCUCGGCCUGUACCGAGGUGGCAUUGCCUGGGAGAGUGCCCUGCAGUUCAACGUGCACCCCCUGUGCAUGGUCAUAGGCCUGGUCUUCCUGCAAGGAGACGCCCUGCUGGUCUACCGCGUCUUCAGGAAGGAAGCCAAACGCACCACCAAAGUCCUGCACGGACUGCUGCAUGUCUUUGCUCUCAUCACCGCCCUGGUGGGCCUGGUGGCAGUGUUCGAUUACCACAGGAAAAAGGGCUACGCGGACCUGUACAGCUUGCACAGCUGGUGUGGCAUCCUCGUCUUCAUUCUCUACUUUGCGCAGUGGCUGGUGGGCUUUAGCUUCUUCCUGUUCCCGGGGGCGUCGUUCUCUCUGAGGAGCCGAUAUCGCCCCCAGCACAUCUUCUUCGGUGCCUCCAUCUUCGUUCUCUGUGUGGGCACAGCCCUGCUGGGCCUGAAGGAGGCGCUGCUGUUUCAACUCGGGGCCAAGUACAGCACGUUCGAGCCUGAGGGCGUCCUGGCCAACGUGCUGGGCUUGCUGCUGAUCGGCUUUGGCGUGGUCGUGCUCUACAUCUUGACUCGCUCCGACUGGAAGCGCCCCCACCAGGCUGAAGAACAGGCGCUCUCCAUGGACUUCAAGACACUGACGGAGGGCGACAGCCCCAGCUCCCAGUGACAGGCUGCGCUGGGCCCGCGGGAAGGGAGGGCCCAGCUGUGGGGGCCUCCUCGGGCCGGGGUCGAUAGGUGUCUGUCGCACAGCCUCUGGGGCUGCUGGUGGAUUCCCAGCUCUGGGGUGCUGCCCGGAGUAGGGGA
Molecule: messenger RNA, 1011 nt
Organism: Phyllostomus discolor (pale spear-nosed bat)
Lineage: Eukaryota; Metazoa; Chordata; Mammalia; Chiroptera; Phyllostomidae
Product: cytochrome b561
Exons: 6
Coding region: 122-874 (250 amino acids)
Cellular component (GO): lysosomal membrane
Molecular function (GO): oxidoreductase activity
Source: RefSeq, a predicted model, not a curated record